Molecule: messenger RNA, 1080 nt
Organism: Aspergillus udagawae
Lineage: Eukaryota; Fungi; Ascomycota; Eurotiomycetes; Eurotiales; Aspergillaceae
Exons: 2
Coding region: 1-1080 (359 amino acids)
Source: RefSeq, a predicted model, not a curated record
AUGGCUGAGCCAUCCGAUGAUAUAGAAGCAUGGGUAUCUAUGGAGAGUCUUUAUGACAAAGCAAUCCAGUCACCAUCUGAGAUAACUCAGGACGAGAAACAUGCUAUAAUGGAAUGGCCCUCCUUGGAACAAAUGGAGGAGACAAGUCAAAAAUACAUUGGCAAAUCUUUGCAAGAUCUCAUUCACACAGCGGCCAAUGAUCCUCUCGCUCUCACGUAUCCAGAGUGUCGCUUGAUUGAUGAUGAUUUCCAGAUACUUGGGGGUCUCGAUGCUGCUAAAUAUAAGAAUGACCGAUUGAAACGCAUGAUCGGACGCCAGGAGCUGUGGGAUAAGUGGCAGCAGGCGCGGGCUGCUGUCUUAUCACCGGAUGAACUCAAGGCCAUUAGAAACAUCAGACAGCCUGCAGUCUACCUUGCGAAGCAAAAGGCGCACAAUAGGCCAUUCCUUGAAGCUGAAGAGAGAUCCAGGACUCACCCGCCGGACUGGGUGCAAAAAAUCCUUGACCGUGAUGGCAAAGGCUGGGGCUAUGUGAUCUACCGUCCAUCAAUCGUUCAUGAAGACGAAGGUACCAAGGAGGCUUGGAGAGCGUGCUGGGACAAUUUUAAUGAACUUUUGAGUUUUCACCCAGUCAUGGUUAUCGGCGGCGAAGAAAUCCAGGAUUCCAAGAUCCUUGAUUUUGUCGAUUAUGGACCUGAAAUGGGCGGGGUGGAUCAACUUCGAAGGGACUUUCGCGCCCGUCGAGAUAAAGGCGGUCUCAAACCAGGCGUUCUUUCAAAUGUAUUCCUCAAUGUGCCUACCGAAUGUCGGGAUACCUAUCUGCGAGAAGAUGGAUAUUCUUGGGCUUGGGCUAUUGAUCCAGACUGGUCGUUACCAGGUCCUGAUGCUGAUGGCUACGAUGGACGUGUUAAGGUUACCUGGGGUCAACUGUUUAACAAAUUUUAUGAUCUGAUGUCCACCAAAAAGGCCACCCUGAAGGAAAUCUGGCAAGAGUUCCAUGAGGCCAAUGAGAAACUCCACGAUGGGCCAUUGCCUGGAUGGCUCUUCUCAAAGCUACCCAAAGAGGUUUGGCCGAAUAAUUGA